AUGCUCAUUGAUAUAUAAUAACCUGAAAUUUGUUGCUUUGUUUGUUAGAUUAAAGUUGUAGAAUUAUUGAGAUGCUCACAAUUCAAAUCAUUAUAUUACUGUUCAAAGAAUGCUAAAAGUAAGGAUUGGAAACAACAUAAGUCUAUUUGUUCUGAAAUACAAUUACAAUUAUAACGAGAAAAACAAAGAGCAGAAAGAAGGUAUAAGGGAAGAAAGAUAUUGAAGACCUUGCUGAUUUUUAGACUGUCCUACAGGGAAAAUUUUCUGUAAUCUUUCGGGUUAGGGAUAUUGAAGCCAAUUAAUUUUUUGCUUUAAAGUAGAUUAAUAAAAGAAGGUUUACCUAAGUAAACAAGGAGAAAGAUUUAUUCAUGGAAAAACAUUGUUUAGGCAAACUUGCUGACUGCCCUUAUGUUAUUAAUAUUUUAUUCAACCUUUCAGGAUGCUGAAAAUCUAUACAUGUAAAUGCAGUAUGUUGAAGGUGGAGAAUUGUAGCCACUAGUUAAAAAUUUUGGAGCUUAAGCUUUUCCUCUUUGUCUUUACUAUAUAACUGAAUUAAUCAAAGCCAUAAAUUCCAUUCAUAAGCUUGGGACUGUACAUAGAGACAUAAAAAGUGAAAACUUGCUGUUAACUUAAGAGAAAUAAAUAAAUUUGAUUGAUUAUUUGGUACUGCAAGAGAUAUGA
Molecule: messenger RNA, 681 nt
Organism: Paramecium tetraurelia
Lineage: Eukaryota; Ciliophora; Oligohymenophorea; Peniculida; Parameciidae
Exons: 2
Biological process (GO): intracellular signal transduction; peptidyl-serine phosphorylation
Molecular function (GO): ATP binding; protein serine/threonine kinase activity
Source: RefSeq, a predicted model, not a curated record